Molecule: messenger RNA, 1149 nt
Organism: Phytophthora megakarya
Lineage: Eukaryota; Oomycota; Peronosporomycetes; Peronosporales; Peronosporaceae
Source: the annotation of a GenBank genome assembly
AUGCCGGACCAGGCCACCGAUCGGAUGGAUACCAAUGAUAUCAAGACGGAAAAUCAGACUGGCACCAAGGAUAUCGAACCGAAAACGGAAAUCAAGCCCAGAUCCAACUCGAUCAAGCCCAGAUCAAACUCGAUCCCGUCAAAGAACCCGACGCAAAACUUCCGAUCUGCCCGACGGAGGGCGUCGGACAACGAGAUCCGCCGGCAGCAGGAGCUACAGCGACCACCCCACGGGAUGCUGAGGGCGAUGAGGGGAUAUAUUACCACGAUUGUGGCGAUCUCGCAGCGGAAGAUCUUGAAGGAAACCUGGCUAUCGUCCCCGAAAUCCCGAUCUCGACGACUGCGAAGGCUCCGGCAGCUAAUCUGGAAGAAGCGACAUCAUCUAAUCGGCAAAGGGAAUGCCUUACCCCCGGCAGCCAAGGGUGUCGUAUGCGAUAUCGAUGUUGGAAAUGCGAAACCAAUCGCACUACAAACCCGGAAAGUGCCCACACCAUUUCGUGAAAAAGUCGCAGGCCUAAUCAACGGCCUCCUGGCAGCCGAGAUCACCCGACCCUCGACAUCGCCAUGGGCCUCACCGAUCGUGAUUGUUCGCAAGAGUAACGGUGUGGAUAUCAGGUUGUGCAUUGACUACAAGUUGGUAAACAGCCUCACGAGGUUGAUGGUCUAUCCUAUGCCCCUGAUCACCGAUCUGCUAGAAGAUCUGGAUAAACCACUAUGGUACUGUUCGCUGGAUAUGGUCAGCGGCUUCUGGGUCGUGCCCAUGACGGAUCGGGUUCGCAAGAGCUCAGCCUUUAUCACCUCGUUUGGAUUAUUCGAGUGGAGUCGCAUGCCAUUUGGUCUAAAAAAUGCCCCGCAGAUUUAUCAACGCCUCGUAGACAACGCGUUGUAUGGAUUUUUGAAGAUCUCGCCAUCAGGCGAAGCUGAAACAACAACGGACGUGUUCCAGACCGGGAUCGCGGACGAUCCUGAUCGGGACUCAGUGUUGGGACGGAGAUCAUACAUUGAUGACAUCAUGAUCGCAGCGGGAUCGUGCCAAAGAGUAGAGGAUCUGUUGGAGGCUUGCGAUAAGUGGAAUUUGUCGAUCAGUGUAGCCAAGAGGUUUUGGGGCAUGGAUAAUGUGGGAUAUCUGGGACAUCGAGUGUCGAUCGGA